Molecule: messenger RNA, 3959 nt
Organism: Ictalurus punctatus (channel catfish)
Lineage: Eukaryota; Metazoa; Chordata; Actinopteri; Siluriformes; Ictaluridae
Gene: sh3bp5la
Product: SH3-binding domain protein 5-like, a
Exons: 6
Coding region: 426-1796 (456 amino acids)
Biological process (GO): intracellular signal transduction; negative regulation of protein tyrosine kinase activity
Cellular component (GO): cytoplasm
Molecular function (GO): protein kinase inhibitor activity
Source: RefSeq, a predicted model, not a curated record
UGCCCACACACACCUACGCGUUUUCGAAAUAACGUUACUUUUCAUUCCUUUUUAAGCUAGCGGUGUUGAGGACGGGUGUGCAGACGUUAUGAUAAAAACUUUCUUAAUUGUGUGACUUUCUUAAUCCCCCCAAGUGUAUUUAUUAUGUAGAUAGUUCAGUAGCAUUGGAGGUGACGAAAUUAUGGUCGUCCGAUUUAGAAAAUAUGUUUAUAAGUCAGCGAGCUAGCACUGGACAGCUAGCUGAUAAAGGAUAAAAGGAGGGAGGAGAAAACAUAAACAUGUAUCAGAGCUGCAUCUGCGUGCUGUAGCCGGAGCCGGAGCCGAGUGACGUUCAUCGAUAUACGUUUUAUGGUCAUUUGAGCUAGUUAGAUAAAUAGUUUGGUAUCGAAUCUUAUUUGUAUUCUUGUCAUAGACUGUUGAAGAACAUGGAGAUGGAGGAGACUGGCUUGCGAGAGAGUCCUCCCGGUUCUGUGGCUGUGCACAAAACUGAAAAUUGUGAAAAAAGGUUUGGAGAAAGAAUAGAAGAUUGUGCUUUGCAGGGUAAAGACAGAGACGUUGAUGGCGAGUCUGGGAAACGGGAAGAGUGUGAACGUGAAACGCUAGAACAACAACAACAACAACAAGAGGAGACGGAUGUGCAUAAGAAACAGCCUGAUGAGGAGCUGGACCCCAGGAUACAGGAGGAGCUGGAGCAUCUGAAUGAAGCCAGUGAGGAGAUCAACCAGCUGGAGCUGCAACUAGAGGAAGAGCGGUCAAGUUACAGGAAAAUAUUUACUGAUUCAGCCAGAAAGCUCAAUGCACUAAGCUCUCAACUGGGCUCUUGCAUUGAGAAAGCCAGACCUUACUACGAGGCACGGAGAUUAGCUAAAGAGGCUCAGCAGGAGACCCAGAAGGCUGCGCUUAGAUACGAGAGGGCCGUUUCCAUGCACACGGCUGCACGGGAGAUGGUGUACGUAGCUGAGCAGGGCCUCGGUGCAGAUAAGACUCUGGAUCAAACCUGGCAAGAGAUGCUCAAUCAUGCCACUUCCAAGGUAAACGAGGCUGAGGACGAGCGACUGCGGAGUGAACGAGAGCACAUGCGUGUUACCCAGCUGUGUCAGGCAGCUGAGGCUCAUGUACAGACCCUGCAGAAAUCCCUCAAGAGGACCAUAGUCAAGUCAAAACCUUACUUUGAACUCAAGGUCCAGUUUAACUCCAUAUUGGAGGAGCACAAAUUGAAGGUAACUCAGUUAGAAGAGCGUGUGAGUGAAGUGAAGAAGCAUUACUCCUACACUCUGCAGCGCUUGGAGAAAAUCAGCGAGGAGAUCCAUGCCCAGAGAGGACCGGACCGUUCUGAGAACGGAUCUACAAAGUCCUUCAAAACACGCAGUCCUCCUGUAGGAGCCGAGGCGGUAAUUACUACGAGGACUGAAGGUGGAAACUGUGGAGGCCGCAAUAAGUCAAAUGAACGGGUGGACGGCCAAGAGGCUAAGACCCAAGAGUGGGUGGAGAGACAUAGGGAGUCUGGCUGGUGGGAGAGAGAAAAAAAGAGGCCGACAUCUGUAGUGGGUUCGGACUCCACCUCUGUUUUUAGCUUUAGAACCAUUGCUUCUGAUUUGGAGAAGUGCGACUCUGUCGAGCAUCUCGGCCAGCUGAGCGACACUGUUAGUCUUUCUGGAGAAGAGGAGGAGAGGGGGAAAGAAGGGGAUGAAGAGAUUGGACGAGUGGAAAAAGGAAAGGACAAAAAGGUGGCUUUUACAGAGAUUGAGAAACAAGAGCAGCUAAUCAAGCAGCAUCACAGGAGCGUGAGUUUGUGAGUAAGGCUCACCUCGGGCUCACAUGAAGGCGAACGUUUGAGUAGGAAUGAGCGAUUUGGUGAUACUUGAAGACAUUUCCACCGUACACAAUAUGUAUAAGGAUAUUUAGCAAUGAUAACAAAGUCAACAUCCUAACAGUAGUCAUGUUUGGGGGGGAAAAGAACCAGUGCAAACGAUACAAUAGUUUUAAUGUUAUUUUUAAUUGCACAGAAUGAUCUAACAUUGGAAAGAAGGAAAAAUGGAGCAGACGUUCAUCUUUAGUGGUUGCGGGAGGAUCCGGAGAGCAUUGGGUUUAAAAACGGGAAUACACUCUGGCUGGAGCGCCAGUUCAUGCACACACUUGUUCACACACUCUUCACACCUAGGGGCAAUCUAUCAUAGGAGAUACAUUUUUUUUUUUUCCGGGGAGGUGGACCUGAGAACUCAGAGAAAACCUACACAAACACAGGGAGAACAUGAAAAGUCUGAUAUAUAUAUAUAUAUAUAUGUAUGUAUAUAUAUGUAUGUCUGAUAUAUCCAGUAUUAUCCAAGUAAUAUCCAGUCAGCUACUUGUUCAUGUGAGCAACAAUAUAACCAAGUCCGUAAAACAUCAGGUUACAAUCGUUAUCAUAUCUUCGUAUCAUCCAAUCUUACAGCUCUUAGGUCUGUGUUUUGUCCCAGCACACAAGGGAAGACCUUCUUAAUCUAUUUUAAGCAACUAGGAUAGUAUGGUCCUGUUCAGUCUCCGUGUCAAGGGCCAUGAUAUGUCAGAUUUGAAUCCACAGAGGAAUAAUGUCCUACAUUUAAAGUUAUCAAGGCUGUUCCACUGUAUAUUUGGAUUCUGGAUUCUCUUCAUCAAUAUUUCCCUUCUGUGAGAGCAUUAGUCUUGUAAUUGCACUUUGCAUCAAGAAAGGGAUUAGAAAGAAAUGGACUUCUCGUGAAUAGCUGUGAUCAAUGGUGAGAGAUCCAGCUCCAGUCUAAUGAAACCGAACAUUUUAAUUUUGUUUAACUUUGUGCAACGGUUCAGCAUGUAAUUAGAAUGCAGUGGCAAACACACUCAUUUUGCAAUAUGUUAUGAAAGGUGAGAUGUUAAAAGACCCCCUGGGAUGCAGAGGUUGCUGUGGGUGCUGACAGUAACAGCUAAAACUUGUAAAUUAAUGCAUGAAAGCAAUUUGAAUAUAACCUAACACGGUAAUGCUUUUUUAUCACGUGGAGUCUUGGGUAACUUUAAUAGAAGACACAUCGCACAAUACACACUUUAUUAUCAAAGUAAAUCUUUGAAAUGAUUGACAGCACCCUGUACACCCUUACAGUUAGCCUUAAAUCAAAAAAUACUCAACCAAUAAUUAAUUCCUUGAGAUUUUAAUUUUACGCCAGUCAAUAGCUCAAUACUAAAAAUGAAAACGAAUUGUUUUCUUAGAUACUGACAGUAAGAAAGAUGAAAAAAGAUCACAAAAUCUUCAGACAGAGAACACGGAGGUAUAUUUUAAACUGACCCUACUGACGUUAUUAUUUUAAUGGUUUAUUAUUUAAAUACAUUUUAUCUGUACAAGCCUUUCAUGCCUUUCUAAAGCCUAGCUUAUAAAUGUAAAAAUGUUUAAUCUGGUAUAAAAAUAGCAGUUGCCAAUUACUAGUUAUACAGCUGGGGUUUUUUAAAUGUAAAAUGGCAUUUAAAAGACAUUUAUAUGAUUGCAAGUUGGAACUGGCCGACCAGGCUAGACGAACACUUAAACAGCUGCUAAAAAGCAACAAACGGUCCAUCAGUAAUUAGCGGUGAAGUCAAUUCUCACCUCUUUAACCCAGACAAGCUUCAGGUCAUGAAGCUGAUAUUCUGCAUUUUCCCCAAGCUGCAGAACAGAAAACCUCGGGAUGUGGGGGUGAGUUUUAGUUCUGCUUUACAGAAGUGAACAGCAGCAAUCCCAGAAUGAUUAUUGAGUGCAUAUUUAUUAGGGUUGUGAACCUCAGGCUUCCAUGUGAAAAGGUACGAUUUCGAUUCUUAAGGCAACGAUUCGACGUUCGAUAAUACCGCUGAAUCUGCUAUGGCACGAUAUGAUUUCAAUUCAUAAGGCACCGUUCCGAUAAUAGACGACAGAGCUGAAUAUACGGUACGCUAAGGUACGAUUUGAUUUAGUAGCCUCUGAGUGAUAUGUGACCAACUCCAUGACAAAGUUGAGAAGGACUGUU